GCGACGUCGGCCGUGCGGGGUCCCGGCGUCGGAGGCGCGCGCUCCCUCCUCUCGGAGAGAGGGCUGUGGUAAAAGCCGUCCGGAAAAUGGCCGCCGCCGCCGCUGCCGCGCCAAGCGGAGGAGGAGGAGGAGGCGAGGAGGAGAGACUGGAAGAAAAGUCAGAAGACCAGGACCUCCAGGGCCUCAAGGACAAACCCCUGAAGUUUAAAAAGGUGAAGAAGGAUAAGAAAGAAGAAAGCAAGCAUGAGCCCCUGCAGCCGCCAGCCCACCACUCUGCUGAACCAGCAGAGGCAGGCAAAGCGGAGACCUCGGAAGGGUCAGGCUCAGCCCCAGCCGUCCCGGAAGCUUCUGCCUCCCCCAAACAGCGGCGCUCCAUCAUUCGUGACCGGGGACCCAUGUAUGAUGACCCCACUCUGCCUGAAGGUUGGACCCGGAAGCUUAAGCAAAGGAAAUCUGGCCGCUCCGCUGGGAAGUAUGAUGUGUAUUUGAUCAAUCCCCAGGGAAAAGCCUUUCGAUCUAAAGUGGAGUUGAUUGCGUACUUCGAAAAGGUAGGCGACACCUCCCUGGACCCUAAUGAUUUUGACUUCACGGUAACUGGGAGAGGGAGCCCCUCCCGGCGAGAGCAGAAACCACCUAAGAAGCCCAAAUCUCCCAAAGCUCCAGGAACUGGCAGAGGUCGGGGACGCCCCAAAGGGAGUGGCACCGCGAGACCCAAGGCAACAGCAUCAGAGGGCGUGCAGGUGAAAAGGGUCCUGGAGAAAAGUCCCGGGAAGCUGCUCGUCAAGUUGCCUUUUCAAACUUCGCCAGGAAGCAAGGCCGAAGGGGCUGGGGCCACCACAUCAGCCCAGGUCAUGGUGAUCAAACGCCCUGGCAGGAAGCGAAAAGCCGAAGCCGACCCCCAGGCCAUUCCCAAGAAACGGGGCCGAAAGCCGGGCAGUGUGGUGGCAGCUGCUGCCGCUGAGGCCAAGAAGAAAGCCGUGAAGGAGUCAUCCAUCCGGUCUGUGCAAGAGACCGUGCUCCCCAUCAAGAAGCGUAAGACCCGAGAGACAGUCAGCAUUGAGGUGAAGGAGGUGGUGAAGCCCCUGCUGGUGUCCACCCUCGGUGAGAAGAGUGGGAAGGGACUGAAGACCUGCAAGAGCCCCGGGCGGAAAAGCAAGGAGAGCAGCCCUAAAGGGCGCAGCAGCAGUGCCUCCUCGCCCCCCAAGAAGGAGCACCACCACCACCACCACCACUCAGAGCCCCAGAAGGCACCCACACCGCUGCUCCCGCCCCCGCCCCCGCCCCCGCCUGAGCCCCAGAGCUCCGAGGACCCCGCCAGCCCCCCCGAGCCCCAGGACUUGAGCAGCAGCAUCUGCAAAGAGGAGAAGAUGCCGAGAGGAGGCUCGCUGGAGAGCGACGGCUGCCCCAAGGAGCCAGCUAAGACUCAGCCCACGGUCGCGACCACCACCACCACGGCCACAGAAAAGUACAAACACCGAGGGGAGGGAGAGCGCAAAGACAUUGUUUCAUCCUCCAUGCCGAGGCCAAACAGAGAGGAGCCUGUGGACAGCCGGACGCCCGUGACCGAGAGAGUUAGCUGACUUUACACAGAGUGGAUUGCAAAGCAAACCAACAAGAAUAAAGGCAGCUGUUGUCU
Eptesicus fuscus (big brown bat) is the source of this 1636-nucleotide messenger RNA. RefSeq names its product methyl-CpG binding protein 2 (gene MECP2). Gene Ontology annotation, biological process: negative regulation of transcription by RNA polymerase II. NCBI's taxonomy places the organism in Eukaryota, Metazoa, Chordata, Mammalia, Chiroptera, Vespertilionidae. The transcript has 3 exons. Gene Ontology annotation, cellular component: nucleus; heterochromatin. The record is from RefSeq and is a predicted model, not a curated record. Gene Ontology annotation, molecular function: methyl-CpG binding; double-stranded methylated DNA binding; chromatin binding. Bases 87 to 1580 code for a protein of 497 amino acids.